Messenger RNA from Halichondria panicea, 2049 nucleotides. RefSeq lists its product as uncharacterized. The transcript is spliced from 2 exons. Lineage: Eukaryota; Metazoa; Porifera; Demospongiae; Suberitida; Halichondriidae. The coding region runs from base 243 to 1583 and encodes 446 amino acids. The record is from RefSeq and is a predicted model, not a curated record.
UGUGCUUUGGACUUGUAUCUGAUGACAGCUCUACUGCAUGCAGUGAUACUAUACCCUUUGGCCUAAUAUAUAGUCCUACCUCUAUACUCCACUACUGUAUUCACACGUGCAUGUGAGACUGUGUUUGGAUCUUGUAAGCUGAAAAGGGAAAUCGAUUAGAUGAUAUACAGUAUAUAGAAGAAGCAAUAGCACUAUUCUGACACUGCCGGAUUAGCUUGUAAUCUUAUAGUAUUGGAGAGAACAUGCACACCAGCUGGUUGGUGCUGCUACUGACCCUAGCUACUGUUACCAGGAGUGAGCACUAUCACAUUGUGCCAGUGGAUUCAACUGACUCGUGUCAUGACUACCAAAAUGGAACUUGUUUCACUCUCGAGCAGCUUGUUCAAACAGCCCUGUUGUCUGGUGGAGACAAUCUCACCUUGAGCUUUCUGUCUGGUGAUCAUUUAUUAAGUGAAAUACUUUACAUUUGUAAUUUCAGAGAGGUGAUUAUUGCUGGCCAAAAUGCCACUAUCAAUGCCAACAAAGCUGGUAGAGCAGUGUAUUUAUCUAAUAUCCGUGCAUUGAGUAUUGAAGGUUUGAAUUUCACUGGAGCAGGUGAUAAAAAAAGUUCAGGCUACAUUUCUCAAGAAUUAUUUAUCGCUGAAUGCUCUUUGGUAGACUUGAAAUUGCUAAAGUUGGAAUCUUGUACACUCUGGAUCACUCAUGUGGUAACUGUGAGAAUUGAACAAGUUCUCUUUGUAAACAACACUAGCACUGACAGAGCAUUGCAUGUUAAAGCUGAUACUGUGUGCAUUGAAAAGAGUGAUUUCUUUAAUAACAAUGGUGGUGCAGUUUACAUUUACUCAAAGCAAACUGUUAUUAAUGAUUCAAGAUUCACUUCCAAUACUGGUACUACAUAUGGUGGAGCAGUAGAGGUGGCCUCUUCAAGUGUGACUAUCAGUUGGUGCAACUUUACAAAUAAUAGCGUUUAUUACAGCGGUGGAGCGAUUUAUGCCAGUGAUUUUUAUUAUAGUGGUGGCGGUAUUUCGGCAGUUAAUGUUUCAAUCAGUUUCUGUAACUUUAUGGAUAAUAUCGCUGAAUAUGGUGGAGCGAUUUCCACCUUCAGAACUAAUUUGUUCAUUUCCAACUGUGCGCUACUAAACAAUAGUGCUAUUAGUGACGGUGGAGCAAUUAAUAUCUGGUUUGGGAGUGUCUCAAUCUCUGACAGUGAGCUAGCGUACAACAGUGCUGAAAGAUCAGGUGGAGCGAUUUUGGUUUUGAAUGGAGAGUUACUGAUAUCCGAUAGCAAGCUAACAAACAACAAGGCACCCUCUGGUGGAGCGAUUUUGGUAUAUACUGGAACUAUAUCUGUCUCCAAAGUCAUGUUUAAAAAUAACAGUGCUGACAUUGGUGGAGUAUUUUUUGUUGCUGAUGGCACUGUGAUCAUUUCCGAUUCUCUGCUCACAAAUAACAGAGCAAGUGUGCCAGCUAAUGUACACACGUGCACUGAAGGAAGCUUUAAGCUUAUCAAGUCAGAUCCCCGGCUUUACAUCCCAUCCGUCAGGAUGUGGUGGACACCUACUCAUUUUUCAGAAAAAAACUGAGUGAACUCCUGAAAUGUGAUGCAUGUUCGGAGGCUAAUACUCCUUAGAAAAAUUAAUUAGAAAAUGUUUCCGCUAUCGAACUCUCAACCUUCCGAUCUUGAGUCAAGUGCUUUACUGGCCAUGCACCAUGAAGGCCUUCAGUCCUCUAUAUAGGUGCUAACUCACAAAUGAAGUCCUUUUCUGCAUAAAUUAUUGUCAAGGGACACCUCUAAAACAGUGUCUAUAACAGUGAAGUAAUCUAUCUACAUACAAUCUAUUGUACAGUGAAGUAAUCUAGAUCCUUAAAAUAUAUAUACAGGCAUUUAUUUCUUCAAGCCUCACACAUCUCACCCCAUGCAGAUUGUUACUGUACACACCCACACACCCACACAGGCUCUGUUAACCGGACUAAUAGUGAAAGGUGGCUAAAGAGAAACCAGAAGAGGCGCUAUUAACUGACACUGAGCUAGUAGUUUUUCGCUCUGUA